Messenger RNA from Trichoderma breve, 501 nucleotides. RefSeq lists its product as uncharacterized. The record is from RefSeq and is a predicted model, not a curated record. Lineage: Eukaryota; Fungi; Ascomycota; Sordariomycetes; Hypocreales; Hypocreaceae. The coding region runs from base 1 to 501 and encodes 166 amino acids. The transcript has 2 exons.
AUGGCGAGCGACGAGGACUACAUGGCCUUCCUCAACAAGGCGAACCAGGAUGCGGACGAGGGGAGGGCAGCAGCGCAAAGCUCGCGGGGAGCGGGGCAACAGAGGACGUUUAAGACUGCGGAUGAGGGGAGCGAGCUGCCGAAGAGCAUUGCUGAGGUUAUACGCGAUGCGUUUUACGUGAGUGAAGCGGAUGAGCCGUUUAAGGGGGUGUCGUUGAAGUGGAAGGGCGAGGGAGGGUUGCCGGAUGAAGUUGAAUUCGCAAAGCUUAUCAACCAUUGGGACGCCGAGAACGCGCAAAUCGACAUCAUGGACCCGGUCGACUGGGACUCGCAGGGAGAAUACGGCAAUGUCAUCGAUGCUGUGAGAGAGGCGACAAAGGGAAACGAUGUGAGAGUUUAUAGGGUUGCGAGGGAUCUAACGAGGGCGGAAUACUUUGUUAUUUCGCGCGAUGACGAGGGUGGGAGGAUUGUGGGAGUGAAGGCGCUGGGAAUUGAGUCGUGA